Fusarium redolens is the source of this 1119-nucleotide messenger RNA. RefSeq lists its product as uncharacterized. Bases 1 to 1119 code for a protein of 372 amino acids. The transcript has 3 exons. The record is from RefSeq and is a predicted model, not a curated record. Lineage: Eukaryota; Fungi; Ascomycota; Sordariomycetes; Hypocreales; Nectriaceae.
AUGGCCGUCUUUACUCACGACAUCGUCCCCGAUGGAGAUCUUUAUAUUGUCCUGGAGGAUGCCAACACGCUACGUACUAUUCCAAGCGUCUCUCUCCGCUACUUAAACAUUAAUCUUCCUGAGUACAAGCUUGAUCCUUCCGUUGUGAACCUCCCAGAGACAUCGUCUGGGCUUGAGCUCCCCAAAGUCCAGAAAAAGGACUUGGAGUAUCGAUUUAGAGUCUCAUCUCAUCAUUUGACUCUUGCCUCUCCAAUGUUCAAAAAGAUGCUCGAUGGUUCCUGGAAGGAAUCAGCACCAACCGGAACGACCCCUACCGAGACGACCCCUAUGGAUAAGACUCCGACUAUUGUCGAAGCUUCUUCGGAGACCCUAGAUUCUGUUACUUCACUAAGUCCUGUAGCAGCCUCAACUUCUGAGGCCCCGCAAGUUUCCGCCGUGCGUGAGAUCUCAACAACAGGCUGGGAUGUACACGCCUUCAUCACAGUACUCAGAAUCAUACAUGGUUGCAAUCGUCAAGUGCCACAAGCUGUCAGUCUCAGCUUCUUUAUCGAUGUUGCUGUCAUUGUCGACUAUUAUGAGUGCGCCGACGCUGUGGCUAUUGCUGCGAAUCUUUGGAAACAGACAUUCCUCGGGCCCACCAAACUCCCCAUAGGAGGAAAGAUGUCGAUCAUGUGGUUAUGGAUUACUUGGGUUUUCUCUUGGCCCUCUGACUUCACUUCUGCAGCUUACAGAGAGGUGCGGAAUAGCGAGGGCCUAGAUCAUGUUGAUACCCAUGAUCUCCCCGUUGCUAUGCUCCUUGAAAAGUUGGAGAAGAAGAGGCAAUGGGCCUUGGAGCUUUUCUGUGCCAAACUCGUUACACUGCGAGCGGAACUCCGGGAAGGCCGUGUGGGCUGCAGUCAUAAAUGCAGGUGUAUAUUACUCGGUGCAAUUGAUGCCGCUGAGUACGAUAUGCACCAGGAGCUUACGACUUCUGGCCCACCAUACUCUGAGAUCUCUAUCGCGCUGAGAUCUCUAUCGCGCUUAUUGAUGAUGUUUGGGAGGAUAUUGAUUCACCUGAUUGUCGGGACCCUUCCGAAAGGAAGCGAGGUCCUCCUCGUCGUUGCGGUCUCCAGAAGCUGA